This is a messenger RNA of Peronospora farinosa, 2271 nucleotides long. The record is from the annotation of a GenBank genome assembly. NCBI's taxonomy places the organism in Eukaryota, Oomycota, Peronosporomycetes, Peronosporales, Peronosporaceae.
AUGAAGAAGCUCGUAAUUAAACCCUAUCGUCAAAACAUGGGCAUGGAUCCAACCCGUGCUCAAGAAAUCUGGAUCUUAUUACGUACAGCCAUAUACGAAAUCUUUUCUCAUAAUGCGAGUUUAUUAUCAUUUGAAGAGCUUUAUCGUAACUCCUAUAAUCUCGUGUUACAUAAACAUGGUGAUGUGUUAUACAAUGGUGUUGUUGACGUCAUUACGGAACAUCUGGAGUGUGUCGCACACCAAAUAGCUUCAGUAUCAGAUGAAUUAUUACUUGGAACACUUAAUGAGCAAUGGAUGGAUUAUCAAAUUGUCAUGACGAUGGUACGCGAUAUCCUCAUGUAUAUGGACCGUACGUACGUUACACAGAAGCGAAAACUGCCAGUAUAUGACAAGGGUCUUCAUAUUUUUCGAGAUGUUGUUGUACGUUGUGAUAGUAUACGUGAUCGUCUACGUACGAGGUUAUUGCUGAGUAUUGAGACAGAACGACAGGGAGAACUUAUUGAUCGAGACCUUAUUAAAAGUAUACUACGUAUGCUCAUUGAUCUUGGUGUACACUCGAAUGCAGUUUACGAGAAGGAGUUUGAAAAGUUAUUUCUUGAUACGACAUUGGACUUUUAUCGAGCAGAAGCACAGACGAUGCUGGAUAUUGCAACGUGUUCCGAAUAUUUGGAGAAAGCAGAGCAACGUCUAAAUGAAGAAGGCGCACGGGUGUUGCAUUACUUGAAUCCGUCAACUGAACACAAGUUGAAGACAAUUGUCGAGACGCAGUUGAUUAAGAACCAGGCGAAAGCUUUAGUAGAGAUGGAACACUCUGGAUGUGUUGCAUUGUUCCGUGAUGGAAAGACACAGGCGCUGCGCAGGAUGUACUCACUCUUUCGACGAGUACCAAGCACACUAGCUGAGAUCAGUGACUGUGUCUUGCAGUAUAUUAAAACUACUGGCGAGGAGGUAGUGAAGACACAGUCGAAUUUAGAGACAGCAUUGGACGCAUCGCAAUUUGUGGAAAAGCUUUUGAGAUUACGCGAAAAGUUUGUGGGUUUCUUGUUGGUUUGUUUUUUUGACGACCCACAAUUCCACAAAUCCAUUAAACAGGGAUUCGAAGCGUUUAUGAACACUAACACAGUGUGUGCUGGAUAUCUCGCACACUAUCUAGAUGAAUUGCUGCGUUCUAAAAGCAGGUUUGAAGAAGAGAUGGAUGGUCGUGUAACUCAAGUGAUUGCAUUGUUCCGGUAUCUACAGGAUAAGGAUGUUUUCGAAGAGUUUUACAAGGUCUUGCUCGCCAAGCGUCUCCUUAAUAGUCGUGGUACUUCGGACGAGGCAGAGAAGCUCGUGAUCUCCAAGCUCAAGGCCGAGUGUGGCUACCAGUUUACGUCCAAACUGGAGGGCAUGUUCAAGGAUAUGAGUAUUUCGAAAGACCUCAUGGAACUAUACCGGAAAUCAGGCUACGACGCCAGAGGGAACAGUUUUGGUACUGACAUGUCAUCUGUCACACCGAUGCCGUUAUCGAUGCACGUACUCACUAGCGGUUUUUGGCCCACGGAGAUGGCUCCUAUGUGUGCUUUACCGUCGGAGCUUGUCCAGCUUACACAGACAUUUGAAUCUUUCUACUAUGCACGACACAAUGGUCGUAAAUUGGCAUGGAUGGUAAAUAUGGGAACUGUUGAUGUUCGCGCUUCAUUUUCGGCGGGAGUAGAGGACACGAAGCGUCGUCACGAGCUGAACGUGUCUACGUACCAAGCGGUCAUUUUGAUGUUGUUCAAUCAGCGCUUGGAGUGGCGUUUCAAGGACUUAGUUGAGCGCACGCGUAUUGAUGUGAAGGAUCUCAAGCGGCAUUUGAUUUCUCUCUGUACACCGAAGUACAAGAUUUUGAUCAAGAGCUCAAAGGGAAAGCGGAUCGAUGAGGAAACCGACGUGUUUACACUGAACAACGGCUACAAGUCGAAACUCCAUCGCGUACGGAUACCGCUGGUAUCACAAAAGGAGACGUCGUUGUUGCCUGCUGUGGCAUUAAGCUCAAGCAAUCCAGCCGAUGCGCUACCACCUACAGUUGCUGAGGAUCGUAAGCAUCUCGUUGAAGCAGCAAUCGUGCGUAUCAUGAAGACACGCAAGCAGAUGCAGCACAACCAGCUUAUUGCCGAAGUCACUCGACAGAUGUCAGGUCGUUUUACGCCGUCUCCGCAGCUUAUCAAGCUGCGCAUCGAAAGCCUCAUUGAGCGUGAAUACCUUCAGCGCAGCACGACGGACCGACGGAUGUACAACUAUUUAGCUUGA